AAUGUUCAGACCUGCGGCUGAGAUCUGAUAUAUGGAGGACGAUAAUAUUCGUUUCUAGUAUAUAUUCUUGAAAAAUAUAGCAAAGGCUGAUAUCCUGGUUGAGGACUUGCUUUCAAAGGCCUUCAAAAUGAUGGAUGCUGGAGAUUUCAGUUUUAGUUUCAAAUGUGACUGGUGUGACUUCUCAACCAAAAACAUUCUUGAGAUCAAAGGCCAUGUAGACAGUCAUAAGAAGAUAGUAGAUGUCAUGCAAGAUGAAUCAGACACAGAUGAAGUAUCUGUUGAAAAUGCUUUAACUGAAAAGAGAAAAGGCAGCAAAUCAAACAUGCAAGCUAAAGUUGAAGAGGAAGAUGGUGAAGUGGCAGAUGAUGAGGAAGAUGAUGAGGAAGAUGAAGAAGAAGAAGAAGAAGAAGAGGAGGAGGAUGUAUCAUCAGAUGAAGGCACUAAUAGGGAGAAAGAUGAUAAUGAUGCACAAAAUUCUGACAAGGAAUAUAGUGAAGAAGAGGAAGAUGAAGAAGAUUGCAAUGAGGAAACUUAUUCCAGGCCACAAUGCUCCACAUCAGAACAUCUAACUGAUAAUAGUUUGGAAGUUUCUUUUGGCAACCAAGAUGAGAACCUGCAAAAAAAAGCUAGAAGAAAGCCUCCUAUUCCAAAGAAAGCAAUCAAAGAAGUUGUAGAGAUGACCAAUGAAGCAUGGGAGCAAGAGGAGCGUGAUUUAGCGGGAGAGGAUGAAUCAGCUGAGCCUGAAAUUCACAAUAAUGAUUCUGAUUAUGAACCUGGCAAUAUCCGUAUUACCAGAGCUGCACCGAUUGUUACACGAAGUAGGGAUGAACAAUUAAUGAUCCACCAGUUCACAGAAGGUCAGGAUGCUGAUGUUAUUGAAAAGCCAUGCAAAACAAAGUAUAUGUUGAAUAACCCAAAACAUAGUCAUAAAUGCAAAAUCUGCUCAUUUACAUGUAAAUUUAAAUCCAAUUUAAUUAAACACAAACGGUCACAUGAAAAAAAGAAUAGUGACAGUGGGCAAAAAUCUAGUGCAAGUAGAUCAAAUAAAAAGCCAACAGUUGCAGAAAACAGAUACAGAUGCAACCAGUGUGACUAUACAUGCAAGUUUAAAUACAGACUAAAAGAUCAUAAAGCUUCCCAGCAUAAAGUAGAUAAACCAUCUGAUGAAAAAAAAAAAAAAAUGUAUGUAUGUGAUAUAUGUGGACAUAUCGCUCUGAACAAAUAUAAAAUCAGCCGACAUAUCCGCAAGCAUACUGGUGAAAAACCAUUCAAGUGUGAAGAGUGUGCAAUGUGUUUUUCAGAGAGGGGAAAUCUUUUGAAGCAUCAGGGUAGACACACAUUAGAAAAAAACUUUCUUUGUGAGGAGUGUGGAAAGGCAUUCAAGAGAGAUAUUAAUCUAAGAAUGCAUCGCCGCAUCCACAAAACUGAGAAUCUGUAUGAAUGUGUAAACUGUGAUUAUAAAUGUGUCAGAAAAGAUAUGUUGGAAAGUCAUCGAGCAAGAAAGCAUUUGAAAAUGAAAGCAUUGCUGUGUGAUCACUGUGGUAAAGGAUUUUACACAAAACAGGAGUUGGAAUCUCAUCGACGCAACAAGCAUGCCCCAAGAAAUAUGCCACAUCGCUGCAUUCUAUGUGAUUUGUCAUUUAUUACUGAAUAUAAACUGAAGGCACACCUCAAAACCCAUCCAGAAUACAAACCAUUCAAAUGUGACUUCUGUGGUGUCUUGUUUCGGAAAUCUGCUUCUUUGAUUUAUCACCGUCGUGUUCACACUGGUGAAAAACCACUUCAAUGUGAACUUUGCACUUAUGUAACAUCUACACCUAGUAACAUGUACAAACACCGCAAAAGAGAACACGGUAUCACAAGAAGUGCACAACCUUCUGCCAAGAGAGGUAGAAAACGCAGUGGACAGAAUGCCUCACACUUAGAGAUCGGUGAUGUGAAAUUGGUAUUAGAGAUGCCAGCCCGCGUGCCUUUCCAAGUCGAUGCAACCAGUCCACCUGUAACUUCACAACCAGUUUCCACUAUGAGUACAGUGACAUCAUUACCAUCAUCAGAUACUGACAACGUCUAUGCAGACUAUCAUUACACUCAAGCUGCCAUUCAACAUCAUCAACCACAACACCCACAAUCACACUUACAACCACCACAAUCACAGAUUCAUCCUGGAACAUUGCAACCAAUCACUGACCCACAUGGAAUACCACACCCUUCAUCUCAAGAUGUGAUUGGUUCAUAUACUGUGCCACCUGUACACCAGGUGCAUCAACUGCUUUUCCACCAAUGAUAAUGUAAUAUAUACACAUUCUGACUGAAUGUUAUAUUUAUAAGUUAAUAGUAUUUAAAAUUCAUGAUUUCUAUCAAUAAUUGUACUAUCCAAUGAAUGAGUUUUUAUUCACCUUUCACUCAACAUGCUAUGCUAUAUACCGGUACAUGUAUAAUCAGUCUGGUAAAUCUACUCUAUUCGCAACAAAUAACAAACAUUAGUGUUUAUAGGUUUGUAUUCAUUUCUGUGUACAUAGCACUCCAAUUAGAGCAAAUGUAAACUUCAAUAGUUUUGGGUUUUAAAUUCAUGUCACUAUAGAAAUUUGUUUAUCACUUUUACAAGAAAUGAAUAAUGCAAUUUUGUGGCUAGAAUACAUGUACGUUUCACCUGAUUUCGUCUUUGCCUUUAUUAUUCAAAAAGUGACAAUCUAAUAUUAUUUCAAUGCCUGAUUAUUUAUAUUAACUUUUUAGCUCAUAUUACAGAUGUUGUCGGCAUCAAGUACGUUUUCACAUUCUUCUUAAAAGCUGUGUAUGGC
Molecule: messenger RNA, 2798 nt
Organism: Saccoglossus kowalevskii
Lineage: Eukaryota; Metazoa; Hemichordata; Enteropneusta; Harrimaniidae
Biological process (GO): regulation of transcription by RNA polymerase II
Molecular function (GO): RNA polymerase II cis-regulatory region sequence-specific DNA binding; DNA-binding transcription factor activity
Source: RefSeq, a predicted model, not a curated record